AAGUCUACAAAAACACUGUUGUCGUUGAUUCCGUCCCCGUGUUUUGGCGCGCAGAGAGAAACUCUUAUUUGAAAUGCGUUUGAAACAAAAAGGAUACUGCUUCGGUGUCCUUCUCCUUUUCACCAUCACAACAAUACAUGUAACGUCAGCGGGUUCCUCCCAACCAAACUCACGUCUGGUUCUUAGCCAUGCCAGGAGCAGCGUUUUAACGACCAGAGGCCUCACUCACUCCUCUAACCGAGAGAGCAGAAAGCGGCCACACUCGGACUCAAAGCCGGGACAAGAUUCCAGGAACCCCCCGUACUUUCAGGUCUCAGAACACAGGUACGGGACACAGACUGAACCCUCUGGCGGGCCUAAACACACACUCAAACCAAAAAUGGCGUCGACUUUAACUGAAAAAAGCAUCCAAAACAGUGACAAAGCGAAGCAAAGCGAGGUGGAGUGGAUGUUUUCUUCGCUUCACACUCCAAAUGAAGAGUGUAGAAAAGGGGAAAUUGAGCAUGUCAUCCCCGGCAAGUUUUAUAUUCCUGGUCAACUGGAAACAAACCUUAAUGUGGGUUACCAGGCAGAUUCCGCCGUUUCAGGUCCGGCUCAGGCCUGCCAGGAGAGGACCAGAGGUCAGCGGCUCCGCGGCUCCCAGGACAGCUGGCAGAGGCUGCAGCCCCUGGUGGAGUGUGGAGACGCCGCCAUGACCCUCACUGUCAGGAGGAGACGAGCUGUACAGCUCCAGCUAGACAGAGUGAAUGAGUCAUCCGUGCCCCUGUCCCGGCUGCCCCCGCAGUGUGGCUACGCUGUUCAGACCACGUGGAGAGACCUCAGUCUGAAGGCUCAGUAUGAUGCCUGCCAUGUCACACAGGAGGAUGACGGUUUUGUGUUGCCUCUGCUGUGGAGGGGGACUCCGGUCAAGAUGUCGUGUCCAGCCUCUCGGAUCCAGCCUGUGGCGGUGGGCCCGUCCUCCCUCUGCUGCGCCCCGCACAGUUUGACUGUCAGAGUGCAGGGACCCCAUGCUGCAGAGGAUGUGAGGGUAAAUGUGAGAGGCGAAUGGACCCCUGUGGUGGUGUUGGCUGAGCAGUGUGACUACACUUUGGACAGACAGGACGCAGAGAUUGUUAUCACUGCUCCAUUCAUAACAUGUGGCAUAACCGUAAAGGAUGGAAAAUACACACUUUCUCUUCAGAUAGAAGAGAAAACAUUCACACUGGCCUGUCCCGUCUCCCCCCAUGAAGAACUCCCACUGACCCCUCAGCCUCCGGUCAACAGCCCUCCUCCUCUAACCAGAGGGCCAACGGAGCAGGUGCCAGACCCUGUGGAGGCUUUUCCCUGGGCUCCUCCUUUCUACCUGGCCCCGCUGUACUAUCCCCACCCUACAUAUCACCACAAGUAUCCAAGCUCUGAUCGACGUGCUCCAAAUAACCCUCCUACUCCCUCAUCUCCGACUCCUCCAGCUACAUCUGUUUCACAGCCUCUCCCUCUUGUUGACCACUACCCCCACCAGAUUCCUGUGAGGGAGUCUUAUAAACAUUUCGGUGUCCCCGGCUCUCUUCCAGUAACCGGCGAUACGGAGGAUUCAAGUCGGGUGUAUCUAGAUCAGCAGCAAAAGCAAGACACUUCCAUCGUAGUUGUUUCUGAGAGUGCCGCACGUUCUCCCGCCUUAGAUACAGGCUUUGCAACUGAUGUUGAACCUCCUUUCCAGCCCCCCGGCCAUGCCUUCAAUCCAUACUAUCACUACUACCAUCACCCUAAAAUCCCUCUUCCUGGCCCACCUCAAAACCCUGAUCCUGAUGUGCUUAGAGAACGCUCUCUAAAUCAUCCUCAUAACCCUGAAUAUCCUGCGUUGCCGCCCGACGUGCCGCAGUCUGAGGCUCUCCGCACAGUUGACUCACACCAGUUCCUUCAGCCCUGGACCGAGGCUGCCGCUCAUCCCAACACCCUUCCAACAAGUCCUCCCAAAACCUCUGCACCUUAUACAUCUCAUGCUCCACAGCCCUAUCCAUACCCCUACUUCUACCACUUUCCGCAUUUUAUUCUGGGUGAGGCCAAACGAUUGGCUCCGUCGGCUGUGGAAGACAAAACACGUUUGUCUGAUCAAAACGCAAAGCCGAGCAGGUUUGGUUAUCCGCUUCCUGCCUCAUCACACCCAUCCAGCCCCUCCCCCCUCCUGCUCUCCCUCCUCGACCAGACGCUGUUGCAGUUCCUGCUUCUGAUCCACCCUUAA
Messenger RNA from Etheostoma cragini (Arkansas darter), 2218 nucleotides. RefSeq lists its product as uncharacterized. Gene Ontology annotation, biological process: binding of sperm to zona pellucida; prevention of polyspermy. Gene Ontology annotation, cellular component: egg coat. Bases 74 to 2218 code for a protein of 714 amino acids. Lineage: Eukaryota; Metazoa; Chordata; Actinopteri; Perciformes; Percidae. The transcript has 7 exons. Gene Ontology annotation, molecular function: acrosin binding; structural constituent of egg coat. The record is from RefSeq and is a predicted model, not a curated record.